AAGGGCGGGCCCUGAGACCGGAAGCCGGAAGUGGACUGUGAGGACGUGUUCCAAGGAAGCUGCAGGCCGGCUUGGCCGGCGUUAUGGAGCCGCUGUACCAACAAACGCACAAGUCCACGAGAUCCAGUCUCACAUGGGACGCCUGGAGACAGCAGACAAGCAGUCUGUGCACUUGGUAGAAAAUGAAAUCCAAGCAAGCAUAGACCAGGUAUUCAGCCAUCUGGAGCGUCUGGAGAUUUUGUCAAGCAAAGAGCCCCCUAAUAAAAGGCAGAACGCUAAACUCCGUGUCGACCAGCUAAAGUAUGAUGUCCAGCACCUGCAGACUGCCCUCAGGAACUUUCAGCACCGGCGCUAUGCCAAGGAGCAACAAGAGCAACAGCGGGAGGAGCUUUUGUCUCGUGCCUUUACCACUAACGACUCUGACACCACCAUACCCAUGGACGAAUCACUGCAGUUUAACUCCUCCCUUCAGAACAUUCACCACGGCAUGGAUGACCUCAUUGGAGGCGGGCACAGUAUUCUGGAGGGACUGAGGGCCCAGAGACUGACCUUGAAGGGGACCCAGAAAAAGAUCCUUGACAUCGCCAACAUGCUUGGCUUGUCCAACACAGUGAUGAGGCUGAUUGAGAAGCGGGCCUUCCAGGACAAGUACUUCAUGAUCGGUGGGAUGCUGCUCACCUGUGCAGUUAUGUUCCUUGUGGUACAGUACCUGACAUGAGCCAGCUGUACCCAGCACUGACAGCCUUCCCACUGUGUGCAUGUGCAAGCAAGAAGUGGGCUGGGAGGCCACCUUUUGAAAUGUAUGCCUUAACUGUGAAGACACCCCUUCCCCCAGGACUAAUUGUGGCUUAGUAUCAAACCUGCUUUGUUUUCCGGGACAUCUGGGGAGUGGGAGCUAGGGUCACCAAGAUGUGUGGUAUGGAGACCCUGCUCUCUGGCUCUCCCUGGGGAGGGAUGAGUGGGUUUGUGGUUUGUCUACACAGCUGAUGCUCACCCUGGAAAGCCUGCACAGAGAGGCUUGCAGCCAGGACUGUCCACACUGUUCACUCCUUGUCAUCACCCAGUCUUUGUGGCUCCUAAUGGGUGGACUGGAGCACAAGAGAGAAGAUGAGGAGAGAGGUCUUUCCUUGUGCCUUCUGGGAUAGAAGAGUUUGCAUCCUUGCUUCUAGCCACUACCCAGCCCCAGCCCCUAAGAAAACAGAGUGUGACGGUGACUAGCUGCUAACACCGGCACCUUCCCUGGAAGCAGCUGCUCCAGAGAAGCAGAACGUCAGUGCAGCUGCUUAACAUAAAAGCAUUUCCAUGCCAUGUUAGCUAGUGGUUUGUCCUUCCGGAAGUGAGGCCAGCAGGGUUCUGAGAAGUGUUCAGUCUGGACACUGAAGUCCUGAGUCACCAGUGUUUUUUUCAGUUAGUACAGCAGUUGGCUUACAGUUUAGACAGUUUAGGGUGGGUCUUUUGCCCACCCUGGGUGGGAGUGCCAAGACUUUCUAAACUUAGAAAGCAGCUCUGAGCAAAGGGUGAUUGUCAGUUACAGAUUUAUCUAGUUCUGCCACCUCAAAUUCUUUGACUAUCUCCCUUUAAUUAUAUUAGUGAUAUAUCAAUCAGCUGAGCCUCCAUCUUCCCCAGCCCUGAUAGGCUACCCUGGAGAUGUCCUUGGUAAGUGUGUUUUUGUGAGACUGUUUGUGGGGCCAGUUCAUUUUUACUUUUCCUAGUCGUGAUUAAUGCUAUAUCAAUACCUGGUGAACUGCAGGAUUUGUUUGGAAGUUAACAUAUCUCGAGCACACUUACUGUGAUUAAUCUCUGAAAUCUGAAAGUACCAGACGAUCUAGUGAGUCCAUUGUUCAUCAGGCACAGGCCCUGCUCACCCAAACACUUCUAAAUUUAGUAGCCUCCUGGUAGGACAAACAGACACCCAGAACUGGAAACCUGGUCAGUAUUAAUCUUUGAUUGCUCUGCCCACUUCCUAUGUUUGCUUAAGUGUUCUAUGCUGUUUCCCUCUUCACAGUAUGUGUUACAUUUCACCUCUUCUCUCUUGAGUAGCAGUAUCAGUCUCUUAGGUACAGUGUGGCAUCUCUUUGGGGAACUUUUUCAAUUGUAUACACUUAACCUGGGUUUCCUGGGUCCCAGUCUCAGUUCUGCUCAAAUGCAGUGUCUGUCAUUCCUUCUCUAGGCUAAAUGGUCCCUAGAUGGCCAGAAAGGAGGAAUCUGUGACCCCUCUAGGAAGAACCCAUAGUCCUGCAGAGUGAAAACAAUGGUCCUAGAGGGGAGAGGAGGCUUGCAGCUUUCAGACCUAGAUCUCACUUGGAGGAGGCAGAUGGGCAUGACCUCUUGGCUUGCCAUAAAGUUGUUUAGACUGCAUAGACCUGACUCCUGUGCCCCCUGGCAUUUGAACAUCCCACCAGACAGCAUGCUUUGGAAGGUGUGCAAGCUGCAACUGAUCCAUUUGGACUCAGAGUGUGGGUAGCAGAAGCCCCCAGCCCCCUGCCCUUCACUGACUGUUGGGACAGUGUUUUGUAGUAUAUAACAGUGUUCUGCCUUUGUAGCAAUGCUUGGCUUUGAUGAACUUGAUGUUCCACCUUCAAAGCCAGGUCUCCCUACUUUGGAAUAAAGUUUGUGGUGGGGUGGUGUCUCUACGGCCCCGAAGUAGGGAAUGGUAGCCAGAGGGUGUGGACUCCAAGGGGGUGUUGAGCUGGCUACUCACCCUUGCAUUUCCACUCAGUGCCGUGUGACAUCCACCUGACCUGAUGGAGUGCAACUGUUGCUGCAGCCUCCAGCAGAGGGAAGGGGCCUGAGCCUGAGUGGUAUGCCCUCUAGUGGAUGAGGGGCUGAGUUCUUAGUGGAGCUCGCCAGAAGCUCCAGCCUGGCAGAUGGUGUGUGCACCUUGGUGCAGUGUGACAUGAGCUGAAGCAGGUAGGGUGCCAGAAGGAACCUAAGACUAGAUUAAAUAGACAUGUAUUGUAGGUAUGGCCACUUUAAGCAAUGUUUAAAUUCAAGGACCAAGUAAAUGGUAGAUUUUAUAGGUUUCACUUUAGGCUCUUUCUUGAAAGCCAGCUUGCUCUGUUGAACUUAAAUAGCUCUCAUUGACAAAUUAUAUUUACACCCCUUGUUUUCAGAACAUGUUUGCUGAAUAAAGUUGGGAUUUAUUUAGAAAACUUUAAAAAA
This is a messenger RNA of Psammomys obesus (fat sand rat), 3162 nucleotides long. RefSeq names its product golgi SNAP receptor complex member 2 (gene Gosr2). Gene Ontology annotation, cellular component: late endosome membrane; Golgi apparatus; ER to Golgi transport vesicle membrane. The transcript has 6 exons. The record is from RefSeq and is a predicted model, not a curated record. Gene Ontology annotation, biological process: vesicle fusion; intra-Golgi vesicle-mediated transport. The coding region runs from base 134 to 718 and encodes 194 amino acids. NCBI's taxonomy places the organism in Eukaryota, Metazoa, Chordata, Mammalia, Rodentia, Muridae. Gene Ontology annotation, molecular function: SNARE binding; SNAP receptor activity.